Molecule: messenger RNA, 2254 nt
Organism: Lucilia cuprina (Australian sheep blowfly)
Lineage: Eukaryota; Metazoa; Arthropoda; Insecta; Diptera; Calliphoridae
Product: beta-galactosidase
Exons: 6
Coding region: 127-2214 (695 amino acids)
Biological process (GO): carbohydrate metabolic process
Cellular component (GO): vacuole
Molecular function (GO): beta-galactosidase activity
Source: RefSeq, a predicted model, not a curated record
UUAAUUUGUUUGUAACUAAAUUUAAAACAAGCUUUUCGCUUCAAGUCGGGUUUUAACAUAUUCUCUACUUAAGAGAGUUUUAAAAAUAUAUUAACGAAAACAAAGAGCAAUUGUAGACUGAAAAAAAUGAGCGAUUUAGUAGAUGUAGAAGUCCAACAACCGGUUGAGGUGGAACCUAGCAAAAAGAAAAAUAAAAUCAUGCGCAGUGAUAUUAUAGCCAUGGUGGUGUCCGGUGUGUGUGCCGUCUUAAUUGUGAUCAUUCUCUAUAGUUUAAUAAUGCAUUUUGUUGGAGCUUCGGAGCAUAUAACACUAAAUCCCAACGUAACUAUGAAUCGUACAUUUACUAUCGAUCAUGAAGCCCAUACAUUUCUAAUGGAUGGGAAACCUUUUCGUUAUGUAUCCGGAUCAUUUCAUUAUUUUCGUGCUUUACCCGAUGCCUGGCAUAAAAGAUUAAGAACUAUGAGAUCGGCUGGCUUAAAUGUGCUUGAUACAUACGUUGAAUGGUCCUUACAUAAUCCACAUGAUGGUGUUUACGAUUGGACGGACAUUGCCGAUGUAGAGAGAUUCAUUGAAUUGGCUCAGAAGGAGGGAAUUUAUGUUAUAUUAAGACCAGGUCCCUAUAUAUGUGCUGAAAGAGAUAAUGGUGGUCUUCCCCAUUGGCUAUUCGGUAAAUAUCCUGGUAUUCAACUACGUACCAAUGACGCCAAUUACACGCAUGAAGUUUCUGUUUGGUAUAGUAAAUUAAUGCCUAAAAUGCAACGUUUCUUAUAUGGUAAUGGUGGACCUAUUAUAAUGGUUCAGGUGGAAAAUGAAUAUGGCGCUUUUCAUGCAUGUGAUCGUGAUUAUUUGAAUUGGUUAAGAGAUGAAACUUUGAAAUAUGUUGAGGAUAAGGCUUUACUGUUUACUACAGAUAUACCAGAUGAACGCAUACAAUGCGGUAAAAUCGAAGGAGUUUUUGCUACGACUGAUUUUGGCAUAGAUCGGAUCCAUGAAAUCGAUAAUAUUUGGAGCAUUUUACGAUCGGUACAACCCACUGGUCCUCUGGUAAAUUCCGAAUUCUAUCCCGGUUGGCUUACACAUUGGCAGGAGCAAAAUCAAAGACGAGAUGGCCAACUAGUGGCAGAUGCCUUAAAAAAAAUUUUAACCUAUAAUGCCAGUGUCAAUUUCUAUAUGUUCUUUGGUGGUACAAAUUUCGGUUUCACUGCUGGAGCUAAUGAUUUUGGUGAUCAUAAAUAUGUGCCCGACAUUACUUCUUACGAUUACGAUGCGGUCAUGGAUGAACCGGGCAACAUAACUAAGAAAUUCGAAUUAGUACGAGAUAUUAUUGCGCAAUAUUUUGAAAUACCUAAAGUGGAAGUAAUAAAAGAACAAGCAUUUGCCUAUGGCAAGGUCAAUAUGCAACAAGUUAUGCAUUUGCUGUCUAAUGAAGGCCGCGCUACAUUGGGCAAAGCCGUGGACAAUGAGUUAGCAGUAAAAUCUGUUAAACCUAAGACAUUUGAAGAAUUAGAUCAAUAUUCCGGUUUGGUUUUAUAUGAGACCGAUAUAGGGGGUUUAAAUAUAACAGCUCCUAUUCUAACCGUAAAUGAUUUAAGAGAUCGUGCUUUAGUCUUUGUGGAUCAAAAGCCAAUGGGCAUUUUAUCUAGACAAAAUGGCAAUAACUCAUUGAUUUUGAAUAUAUCAACGGGCGGUUCUAAAUUACAAAUAUUGGUAGAAAAUCAAGGACGCAUUAAUUUUAAUGUGGCAAAUGAUACCAAGGGCAUUAUGGGCAAAGUGACAUUACAAAAAACUAAAGAUGGCGAAGUAGUGAAUUUAGAGAAUUGGUUCAAUACCCGUUUUCCUUUGGAAGAACCUCAAACCUCUAAUCUUUUAAAUAGUAUUUAUAAAAAAUAUACCUCUUUAGAAUUUACACCAGAAGAUGAAAGUGUUUUAAAACUUGGACCAAUGGUGCAUUAUGGUGAAUUUAUGGUUAAUGAAGUACAUCAUACCUUCCUUAAUCCUUCGGGUUGGGGCAAAGGUGUAGCUUUUGUUAAUGGCUUUAACUUGGGACGUUAUUGGCCUAAAGCUGGACCUCAAUUAACACUUUAUGUGCCUCAAGAAAUUUUAUAUACUGGUACUAAUUCUCUACUACUUAUAGAAUACGAACAAACUAAUCGUGUCAGUAAGGAUAUUGAUCCUUAUGUUACAUUAGAUGAUAAGCCUCAAUUAGAUUUGUAAGUUUAAAUGAGAAAAAAUAUAACUAGUUUUAACUGUUUAA